AUGUUCCUGGUGGGCUUGUCCGGCGGGAUCGGCUCCGGAAAGAGCACCGUGGUGCAGGUGUUCCGGGAGCUGGGCUGCGCUGUGAUAGACGCCGACGUCUUGGCCCGCCAAGUGGUGGAGCCGGGCCGUCCGGCCUAUGAACGCAUCGUGCGGGCCUUCGGGCCCGAGAUCCUGCUGGACGACGGCCGGCUCGACCGUCGGGCCCUGGGGGACAUCGUCUUCUCACAGCCCAGCAAACGGGCCCGGCUCAACCGCAUCACCCAUCCCGAGAUCCGGAAGCUGAUGAUCAAGGAGAUCCUGAAAUUCCUGGUGCUGGGGUACCGCUAUGUGAUUUUGGACAUCCCCCUCUUGUUCGAGACACAAACCCUCUUGCGGUUCAUGAAACACACCAUCGUAGUCUACUGCGACCCCCAGGCCCAGCUGAGGCGGGUGACGCUGAGGGACCGACUGUCCCCGGGGCAGGCGGAGGCGCGUAUCACAGCGCAGCUGCCCCUGGACGAGAAGCGGCGGCUGGCCCGGCACGUGGUGGACAACUCCGGGGACCGCGAAGCCACGAGGCGUCAAGUCCUCCGCCUGCACGCCCAGCUGGAGGGGUCCCUGGAUUUCCUGCCCCUGCGACUGGUCCUGCUGGGCCUACUGGGAGGCCUCGGCUACUUACUGGCCCGCCAGCUCCUCUCCUAGCCCCC
Molecule: messenger RNA, 686 nt
Organism: Tachyglossus aculeatus (Australian echidna)
Lineage: Eukaryota; Metazoa; Chordata; Mammalia; Monotremata; Tachyglossidae
Gene: DCAKD
Product: dephospho-CoA kinase domain containing
Exons: 4
Coding region: 1-681 (226 amino acids)
Biological process (GO): coenzyme A biosynthetic process
Molecular function (GO): ATP binding; dephospho-CoA kinase activity
Source: RefSeq, a predicted model, not a curated record